Messenger RNA from Microdochium trichocladiopsis, 1995 nucleotides. RefSeq names its product cytochrome P450. Lineage: Eukaryota; Fungi; Ascomycota; Sordariomycetes; Xylariales; Microdochiaceae. The record is from RefSeq and is a predicted model, not a curated record. The transcript has a single exon. Gene Ontology annotation, molecular function: monooxygenase activity; heme binding; oxidoreductase activity, acting on paired donors, with incorporation or reduction of molecular oxygen. The coding region runs from base 15 to 1664 and encodes 549 amino acids.
GUUCAACAAUCACGAUGCUGCUACAAGUACUAGGAAGCUCCAUCUUGGGAGCCAUACUGGUGACGCAAAUACGGGGAUCAGAGAAAUGUAGCAGCUUCCUAUCUUGUUACGUCCUGCCCGCAAUCGCAAUCGCGACGGUCCACUGCCUGUGCCUGGCGUUCUACCACAUCAUUCUGUAUCCGUUUUAUCUCAGUCCGUUGCGCCACCUGCCUCACCCGAAGCAAAGGCCCCUUCAUCAACGAUUCCUAUCAGAACCUGGGUACCGCAGACUCGUUAGUUGGACCAAUGACGUGCCCAAUGACGGCCUGAUUCGCUACUACGGCCUCCUGAAUGCGGAGAGAGUGCUCGUGACGAACCCUCAGGGAUGCAAAGAUGUGCUGCAGACGCAAGCAUACAACUACAUCAAGCUGCCGUGGGCACUGGAGGUCAUGGGCCAGAUUGCGCCGCAGGGCAUCCUCGUAUCGCCGCCCAAGAAGCACAGGAUGGACAAGAAGAUCAUGCAGCCCGCCUUCAAAUUCAAAUACGUCAAGGAUCUGUCACCCAUCUUUUGGGCUGAGGGUGCCAAGUUCCUGACGGCAAUCGAGAAGCAGCUCGACGAAACCAAGGAGAGCAUUGUAGACAUUGGAUCCAGGCUGCACCACGUCACACUGGACGUCAUCUGCUUGACGGCAUUUGGGGCUUCGAUACACGCCGUCGAGAAUCCCCAGUCAGCCCAGGUCAAAAAGUUCCGCAACCUCUUCGCAACCAAGACCAGCCAUCUGAUGUACCGGUUCACCGCGUUCAUUCUGCCACUUUGGCUGUAUAGACGGCUGCCAGUCAAGGCGCGGAACGAGAUCAUGGACGCACGAAAGACCAUCUCCGAGUUCGUCAGGCCGCUGGUCCAAGAGCGGCGCAGGAAUAAAGACGGGCCCGAGGCCGUCAAGUAUGGCCAGGGCGACGUCAUCGCCACCCUCUUGCAGUCCGGGGCAGACUUCAGCGACGAAUACCUGAUUGACCAGUCCAUCCACUUCAUGCUGGCUGGUCAAGAGACGACGGCGACCGCCACGGCUUUCACGCUUUACUCGCUCUCGGAGCACUCACCCGAGUGGCAGACGAAGCUGCGCGACGAGAUCCGCGCCAACCUUCCAUCGCCAUCCUCCAACACGCCCGUCGACGCCACCCAGCUGGAGAGUCUGCCAUACCUCGUGGCUGUGUGCAACGAGGUGCUCCGACUGUACUCGCCCGUGGUCUACUGUCAUCGCCAGACCAUCACGCACUCGGCAACGGUGCUGGGCACGCCCAUCCCCAUGGACACGGUCAUCGUGGUCGCGCCAGGGCUGAUCCAUGAGUCCAAACACGUCUGGGGUCCCCGCGCCAGCGAGUUCGUCCCUGAGCGGUGGUUGACCCAGGACAGCAACGGCGAGACCCGGGUCGAUCCCCUGGGGGGUACCAACGACGUAUACGCCGUCAUGCCCUUCACGUACGGUCCCCGCGCGUGCAUCGGCGAAAGGUUUGCCCGUGGGGAGUUGUUGUCGCUCGUGGCGCAGUUGGUGGGCCGGUUCGAGUGGAAGUUCAAGGGCAUCGGCCGAGCUGGGGACAAGCCCAUGCAGGUGGCGCACGCCGUCGUUGCUGGGCCGGUGGGCGGCGGUAUGACUUGCUAUGCGAAGCGCGUCGAUGGGUGGUGAGGUAGAGCGAGGAUUGGGUGAUGUGAUGUAGAGCCGUUAGAUUAUUAUCAACAGCCGUUCUGUCAAGAUCCUGCCUCCGGGGUCAGCUGUCUGGCAGGGCGCUGGGGGUUGCUGUUCUGCAAGAGAGGUAACGCCUAUGCAAUAACACUUCCAUUUUACUCUCGUUCUCUCUUUAGGGUUAUCGUAUCUCUAGGAAGAGAUACCAGUCUCUGCAAUUAAGUAACUAGUUCAAGUAGGAUAAAGAUUUGCACUGGUAGUAGUACGAGCAUGAUCAUAGAGAAGUGUUUCAGGACGAGGGAGAGCAGUAUAAUAAUAAGCGUGGUUAGUCUGC